Bolinopsis microptera is the source of this 1671-nucleotide messenger RNA. RefSeq names its product receptor expression-enhancing protein 2-like. The coding region runs from base 41 to 1075 and encodes 344 amino acids. The transcript is spliced from 11 exons. The record is from RefSeq and is a predicted model, not a curated record. Lineage: Eukaryota; Metazoa; Ctenophora; Tentaculata; Lobata; Bolinopsidae. Gene Ontology annotation, cellular component: cytoplasmic microtubule; endoplasmic reticulum membrane. Gene Ontology annotation, molecular function: microtubule binding.
UUUCAGAUGUAGCUUAUGUGAAAUCAGUUGAGUAGCAGAGAUGUCUGACCUAUUUGGAGGCCUUGUCCUCAUUUCUGCUGGAACUCUCUACCCAGCCUACUCCUCCUACAAAGCUGUAAAAACUAAGAAUACCAGAGAAUAUGUGAAAUGGAUGAUGUACUGGAUUGUCUUUGCGUUCUUCAACGCCCUCACCCUCUUCACUGACAUCUUCAUAUCUUGGUUCCCGGGAUAUUAUCUAUUUAAAACUCUCUUCAUUAUCUGGCUGGUUUCCCCCGCAACCAGGGGGUCAACUUAUCUCUACAAGAAAGUGCUACAUCCCACACUGAGACGAAAUGAAGAGAAAAUAGACAAGACGAUAGCCAACAUCAAGGAGCGAGGGUACGAUUACACCUCCCAGUACGCCAGACUCGCAAUGCAGAACUUUAGUAGAACCCUCAUGGAAGCUGUAUUCAGGGGACAAGUUAUGAUAGCCGAUCAGAUGCAGCGACAGUACAUGCAAAAUAAUAUCGUGUUGGAGGAUGAGAACGGGAAUCCUGUACACGUGCUGUCCAGUAACGUGGUGUACUCAGGGGAUCACAUGACGGGCGCCCCACAACACGUGAUCACAUCACCACAACAACACAUCACUCACACCACCACCAACUCAGCUGAACCCUACUCACAGUAUACAGACGAGAAUGUAUUCGAGCUGCAAGAGUACGAGGAGUUUGAACCUCCGCCUCAGAGCGCCGCGCGGCAAAGGAGACGAGCCCACAAGUCCCGUGGGAACAGACCCAAGUCAAUGCCACCACCCACCAUCGACGAGAUUCAACAUCCCCUGGGAGAUCCUCUAGAUGAUCAGUAUCUCGAGGGUGUCCAAUCUGACCCUGAUUAUGCUCCAGAUGAUGAACUUGAGAAUUCGAAAAAGAGUGUGACCCCACGUCGACAUAGUGUGGCAGUUACCACACCACAACAGCGAUCGAAGUCUAGUAAGAGACAAGCCGCGGAACAGAGACGGGUGACGAGAUCUAGUGCGAGAAAAGAUGAUGCUGUAGUGUCUCCUCCAGUGGAGGAUGAAGACGAUUUCUUUGAUUGAAACGGAAUGAGUUCCACCUACCCUCAAUAGCUUGUGAAGUGACUUCUGUUUCAUUUCAAACUACUGUUUUUUGUUUUUCCGAUCAAUUUUUAAGUAAUAAUUUGAACUCUAGAAUAUUUAACAGCUUUGAGCAUACUGUCGAGUUUACUUUUAAUUUCUGGAAUUUUGUUUGGCAAGAUGAUGAAAUGCUAUAUGGUUCACUCUCUUGCCUAUGUCUUGGACUUUUUGAUGCAUCUGAAUUGUCUUACAGUUGCUUGUUUGAUUAAGUAUUUGUUGUAUAUAUAGAUUUUAGUAUUUCUAUUUAAUUAAACUGUUCUAAUCAAAAUUUUAUAAGUUUUAAUUGCAUGGGGCCAUCAUUGAGUAAUGGUUAUGGUAUUUCUAUUUAAACUGAAACAACUACUUAUCAAAUGCAAAUAGAUUUAUAAGCAUCUUGUAGUUCCAAUUCGGCCGUUCGAUCGAGAAACUCUAAAUUUAAUAACCGUUGAACAACCAUGUUUGUAGGGUUUGAUUAAAGAUUGUUGAAUAAUAAGUAUUGUUGAAUUGUUAUCUGUUAUGUACUGUACCAUUAUUUUGAGAUUUCCAAUUGAAUCAUUAAA